UGGCAACACUCAGUCCCAAAUGUCAAACCUAUGGAUUUAUGGUGAAAAGGUUUUGCCGCAGAGUGAAAUUCGUCGUUUUUAUUUUUCAUGACUUUUCCGAUACAUUUUAAGUUGUAAACAUGAUGGAAGGUUCUCUGAGUAAAUGGACUAAUGUGAUGAAAGGAUGGCAGUACCGCUGGUUUGUCCUGGACGAGAACGCUGGCCUGCUGUCCUAUUACACGUCAAAAGAGAAGAUGAUGCGAGGCGUGCGCCGCGGCUGCGUCAGGCUGCGGGCGGCUGUCAUCGGCAUCGACGACGAAGACGACUCCACCUUCACUAUCACGGUCGACCACAAGACGUUCCACUUCCAGGCCAGAGACGGUUCAGAGCGAGAACGGUGGGUGCGCGCUUUAGAAGACACGAUAUCGCGGCACGGCCGGCGCGAGCGCUGGUCGCGGUCUAUGCCGGCCCCUCGCCAUCGACAUGGAGACUUGGAGCGCCGCAUCUCUGAAGCAGACGCUUACCUGCAGAUCAUGAUCGAGCUAGUAUCGAAAAUGAACACGCGGGUGUCGGAACUAGCUGAUCCUCAUGAAAAGAGUAAAGGACAAGUAAUUUUAGAUCACUCCAAUGCAAUGUUGGAUAACAUUAAACAUUCCAUAGUGCUUCUUCAAAUAGCUAAGAAUACAGUAAAUCCCGUCAAUGGCGUGUACCAAGGACCAACGAAUUCCCAAUCACAUAUCAAACAAGGUUCAGAGGUGGCCAGAGUGGAAAUGGGCUCGGAAUGCAGGGAGCUGCCUUCGCCCACCCAUCCCAUACCACCGUUAGAAGACAUCGAUGCGCCCAGGCAAGCGAUGUCACUGCUGGUACCAGAUACCUCAUACUCCUCGUCAGAAGGAGAAGAUGACUUCUACGACGCUGAUGAUGAGCCAGUCGACAUUCCUCAACCGGGUCCCAGCGCCAGCCGCAACUGCCCGACCGAGGGCGCGCCCGAGCAGGACGCGGCGCAGCCCACGGUCGACCUGCCGCGCACCAGGGACGGAGAGAUCGACUAUGACGCGUUAUACGAAGAUGAAUCAGACAGCGACCUCGGCUCCAUGGAGAACCACGGCUCCGUGGUUACCCACCUCUUAUCACAAGUCAAGAUUGGAAUGGAUCUCACUAAGGUUGUGCUACCGACGUUCAUACUUGAGAGGCGAUCGCUUCUGGAGAUGUACGCGGACUCAUUCGCACACCCCGACCAGUUUGUUAAGAUAGUAGACCAGCCGACGCCGCGCGACCGAAUGAUCCAAGUGGUCCGGUGGUACCUGAGCUCGUACCACGCGGGCCGCAAGUCGCAGGUGGCCAAGAAGCCCUACAACCCCAUACUGGGGGAGGUGUUCCGCUGCCACUGGGAGCUGGACGGGGCCGAUACACACUCCAACGAAGUUGGUGACGGCCCAGUCCCCUGGUGCACAGCAGACCAACUCUCCUUCGUGGCAGAACAAGUCUCCCACCACCCGCCCAUAUCUGCCUUCUACGCGGAACAUGUGAACAAACGCAUACAGUUCGAGGCCUGGGUGUGGACUAAGAGCAAGUUCCUGGGACUGUCCAUAGGCGUCCACAAUAUUGGGAAGGGGACUGUUACAUUGCUGGAUACUGGAGAGGAGUAUACACUCACAUUCCCCAAUGGAUACGGCAGAUCAAUACUGACCGUGCCAUGGAUCGAGUUAGGCGGCUCAGUCGUCAUCGAGUGCGUGCAGACUGGCCACAAAGCCAACAUAGAGUUCCUGACGAAGCCUUUCUACGGCGGGAAGAAGCACCGCGUGACGUGUGAAGUCUUCGCUGGUCCGGAUAAGAAGCCCUAUUAUACUGCGCAGGGCGAGUGGAAUACUAGGAUGGAUGGGAGAUGGACUGAUUCGGGGCGAACAGAAGUCCUCUUCGAGGUAUCCAGCAUGAAGCCACGCCGCAAGCGAGUGGCGCCCGUCAGCCGACAACAGCCGCACGAGUCGCGCCGCGUGUGGCGCCACGUGACCUGCGCCUUACGCGCCGCCGACACCGCCGCCGCCACCGACGCCAAGCGCCGCGUGGAGCAGGCGCAGCGAGACGCCGCCAAGCAACGCGAUGCGGCUCAUGACAAGUGGGCGACCCAAGCGCAGCGAGACUCCGCCAAGCAACGCGACGCCGCGCACGACAAGUGGGCGACACAAGUUAGUAUUACAACCUCUAGUAUCCGAGUAGACAACGCCGACGCCGCCGACACCGCCGCCGCCACUGACGCCAAGCGCCGCGUCGAGCAAACAACGCGACGCUGCGCACGACAAAUGGGCGACCCAGCUAGUCCUUUAGCUCCUGACGACACCGCCGCCGCCACCGACGCCAAGCGCCGUGUGGAGCAGGCGCAGCGAGACGCUGCCAAGCAACGCGAUGCCGCGCACGAUAAGUGGGCGACCCAGCCGCACGAGUCGCGCCGCGUGUGGCGCCACGUGACCUGCGCCCUGCGCGCCGCCGACACCGCCGCCGCUACCGACGCCAAGCGGCGGGUCGAGCAGGCCCAGCGAGACGCUGCCAAGCAACGCGACGCUGCUCACGACAAGUGGGCCACGCAGGUUGGUACUUAUAGCCUCUCGCCGACACCGCCGACACCGCCGCCGCCACCAACGCCAAGCGGCGUGUCGAGCAGUACCUAUAGCCUUCUGCCGACACUGACUAGUUUCCCGCCGACACCGCCACCGCCGUCGCCGACACCUAGUGCUGCAUCGAACAGGCGCAAUGCGACGCCGCCAAGAAACGUAAUGCCACGCACGACAAGUGGGCUACCCAGGUUGGUGUCUAUAGCCUCCCGCCGACAUCGGCGCCGCCUAGCGCCGCGUCAAGUAGGCGGGCCACCAUGGUUGGUACCUACAGCUGCCUCAGCCGAAACUGUCUUUAGCCUCACACCGACGCUGCCGCCGCCGCACGAGUCGCGCCGCGUGUGGCGCCACGUGACCUGCGCCUUACGCGCCGCCGACACCGCCGCCGCCACCGACGCCAAGCGCCGUGUGGAGCAGGCGCAGCGAGACGCCGCCAAGCAACGGGAUGCGGCACACGACAAGUGGGCCACUCAGGUUGGUAUCUAUAGCCUACCGCCGACACCGCCGACACCGCCGCCGCCACCAACGCCAAGCGGCUUGUCGAGCAGUACCUAUAGCCUUCUGCCGACACUGACUAGUUUCCCGCCGACACCGCCACCGCCGUCGCCGACACCUAGUGCUGCAUCGAACAGGCGCAAUGCGACGCCGCCAAGAAACGUAAUGCCACGCACGACAAGUGGGCUACCCAGCCUCACACCGACACCGCUGCCGCACGAGUCGCGCCGCGUGUGGCGCCACGUGACCUGCGCCCUCCGCGCCGCCGACACCGCCGCCGCCACCGACGCCAAGCGCCGUGUGGAGCAGGCGCAGCGAGACGCCGCCAAGCAACGGGAUGCCGCGCACGACAAGUGGGCCACACAGUCGCGAGACGACACCGCCGCCGCCACCGACGCCAAGCGCCGUGUGGAGCAGGCGCAGCGAGACGCCGCCAAGCAACGCGAUGCCGCGCACGACAAGUGGGCCACUCAGCCGCACGAGUCGCGCCGCGUGUGGCGCCACGUGACCUGCGCCUUACGCGCCGCCGACACCGCCGCCGCCACCGACGCCAAGCGCCGUGUGGAGCAGGCGCAGCGAGACGCCGCCAAGCAACGGGAUGCUGCGCAUGACAACCUCACACCGACACCGCCGCCGCACGAGUCGCGCCGCGUGUGGCGCCACGUGACCUGCGCCCUGCGCGCCGCCGACACCGCCGCCGGCACCGACGCCAAGCGCCGUGUGGAGCAGGCGCAGCGAGACGCCGCCAAGCAACGGGAUGCUGCGCAUGACAAGUGGGCUACACAGGUUGGUACUUAUAGCCUUCUGCCGACGCUGACCGCCGCGUCGCAGUAG
This is a messenger RNA of Ostrinia nubilalis (European corn borer), 3917 nucleotides long. RefSeq names its product oxysterol-binding protein-related protein 9. The coding region runs from base 120 to 3917 and encodes 1265 amino acids. Gene Ontology annotation, cellular component: cytosol; membrane; intracellular membrane-bounded organelle. Gene Ontology annotation, molecular function: sterol binding. The record is from RefSeq and is a predicted model, not a curated record. NCBI's taxonomy places the organism in Eukaryota, Metazoa, Arthropoda, Insecta, Lepidoptera, Crambidae. The transcript has 22 exons.